ACACACAUUUUAUCGAUCGUCGUUACGAGCAAUAUGAAGUUGUUGAUUGUCCUUACUCUUUUGGUGGCUGCCGCAUCGGCAAUGCCACAAUUCGGCGGAUUCGGUGGACCAGGUGGAUUUGGUGGAUUUGGUGGUGGUCCUGGCUUUGGCGGCGGCGGUUUUGGUGGAGGCCCUGGAGGAUUCGGUGGACCUGGUGGAUUCGGCGGUGGCCCUGGAUUCGGAGGCGGUGGUUUUGGUGGUCCUGGUGGAUUCGGUGGACGACCAGGAUUUGGUGGCGGAUUCGGCGGACCAGGUGGAUUCUACGGCAGCCGCGUCGAGGCUAUGAAGCUGUUUAUCGUUCUCGCUGUUCUGUUAGCAAUUGCCGCUGAAGCGGCGGCCAGUGCACAUCGUCCACAUGGCAGACCUUUUGGCGGCUUCGGUGGUGGAGGAGGAGGUGGAGCUGGAUUCGGCGGUGGCGGUUCUGGAGGUGGAUUUGGCGGAGGUCCUGGAGGUGGAUUCGGCGGAGGUCCUGGAGGUGGAUUCGGUGGAGGACCUGGAUUCGGUGCAAGCUCAUCUUCCAGCGCCACUGUGAAUGGUGGCUUUGGUGGUGGAAAUGUUGGAUCAUCCGCUAGCUCAAAUGGUUUCUUUGGAUACUCAACAAUGGUGGCUGUUGCCUCAGCUCAAGCUCAAGGCGGUGGCGGAAUUUUAGGCCGACGUCCUGGAUUUGGCGGUGGUCUUGGAGGUGGUUUUGGUGGUAGCUUCGGAGGACCUAAUCGUGGGAUUCUUGGCCUACUACCCAUGGUCAGCGGUCAAGAAGGGUCAGCAAUGAAAUUACUUGUUGCUCUUACAGUCCUGGUGGCUGUUGCCUUAGCGGCACCUCAAUUCCCUAGUGGUGCUCGAGCUCCAUCCCAAGCCGGGGGCGGUGGAAUAAUCGGUCGUCGACCUGGUGGCGGAGUUAACGGCAAUCGUGGAGUCCCUGGUGGCAGUCCUGGAGGCGGUCCUAGAGCGGCGGUUCUAGUGGUCCUGGGGGUGGGUACUGGCGGCGGAUUCGGGCCUGGAGGCGGCGGUUUUGGUGGCGGAUUUGGGCCUGGAGGCGGCGGUUUUGGUGGCGGAUUCGGGCCUGGAGGCGGCGGUUUUGGUGGCGGAUUUGGGCCUGGAGGCGGCGGUUUUGGUGGCGGAUUCGGGCCUGGAGGCGGCGGUUUUGGUGGCGGAAAUAGCGGCGGUGCGAGUUCAGCCAGUGCAUCUGCCUCAGCUUCUACCAGCGGGGGAGGGUCCUUGUGGCUGUUGCCUCAGCGGCACCUCAAUUCGGUGGUGGUGGCGCUAACGCUAAUGCUGCCUCUACCGCUAAUGCCCAAGGAGGUGGUCAAGGUGGAUUCGGCGGUGGUCCUGGAUUCGGCGGCAAUCGUGGUGGUCCCGGUGCUGGAUUCGGCGGACAAGGACAAGGAGGAUUUGGCGGUCCUGGUGGAUUUGGCGGACCUGGCGGACAAGGAGGAUUUGGUGGCGGUCCUGGUGGUCCUGGUGGAUUCGGCGGUGGCGGUCAAGGAGGAUUUGGCGGUCAAGGAGGAUUUGGCGGACAAGGAGGUUUCAACCGCGGCGGCGGCGGUGGUUCAUCCAGCGCAUCUGCCUCCGCAUCUGCCAAUGCCAAUAGCAAUGGUUUCGGUGGUGGAAACGCCAACGCCAAUGCCAACGCAAAUGCCAAUUCAAACGCUUCAGCCAGUUCGGACAAGUAGCAUCAUGAAGAUCUUUAUCGUACUCAGCGUUAUCCUCGCUGUGGCCUCGGCCGCUCCACGCAGCAGACGUGAAUCCACUGCCAAUGCCAAUGCCAACGCCCAGGCUCAAGGCGAAAAUUACGGCAAUCGUGGAUUUGGUGGACCAGGUGGUUAUGGAGGAUUUGGCGGCCAGGGUGGAUAUGGAGGAUUCAAUGGAGGCUAUGGCGGACCCGGAGGAUUCGGUGGUGGAGGAUACGGUGCUCCCGGAGGAUAUGGUGGCCCCUCUUUUGGUUACGGCGGAAAUCGUUUCAACGGUUUUGGUGGCGGAUACCAACGUGGUCCUGGAUUCCAAGGAGGUCCCGGUGGUCCAGGUAGUUUUGGCGGAUUUGGCGGUGAAUCGAACGCAAAUGCAAAUGCCAAUGCCAAUGCUAAUGCCAACGGUGGCGGAUAUGGCGGUGGUAAUGCGAAUGCCAAUGCUAAUGCCAAUGCUAAUGCUAACGGUGCCGGAUUUGGUGGCGGUAAUGCGAAUGCCGAUGCCAAUGCUGUCGCAAAUGCUGAGGGUAACGGAUUCGGUCCAGGAUUCGGUGGUGCCAAUGCCAAUGCUGACUCCAAUGCUGUGGCUAAUGGCGGUGGCUUUGGUGGUUUCGGUGGUGAUGCUAAGGCUUCCUCUGUGGCCAACGCUUCAUCCAAUGGCGGUCUUGCUUCAGCCACAUCCAAUGCAUCCGCUGUGGCUGGAAAGUAAACUCACUGAUUGUCCAUUGAUCACUUCUCACUUUCAAGUAAUUUAGCUGUUCUUAAUUUAUUAAAAAAUUAAAAAAUUCUACAAUU
Molecule: messenger RNA, 2516 nt
Organism: Drosophila albomicans
Lineage: Eukaryota; Metazoa; Arthropoda; Insecta; Diptera; Drosophilidae
Exons: 7
Coding region: 34-2430 (798 amino acids)
Source: RefSeq, a predicted model, not a curated record